Molecule: messenger RNA, 2426 nt
Organism: Penaeus chinensis
Lineage: Eukaryota; Metazoa; Arthropoda; Malacostraca; Decapoda; Penaeidae
Gene: Gos28
Product: Golgi SNAP receptor complex member 1-like
Exons: 3
Coding region: 21-740 (239 amino acids)
Biological process (GO): vesicle fusion; endoplasmic reticulum to Golgi vesicle-mediated transport
Cellular component (GO): SNARE complex; Golgi membrane; cis-Golgi network
Molecular function (GO): SNAP receptor activity
Source: RefSeq, a predicted model, not a curated record
GUGUUCGGACAGCUCCGCAGAUGUCAACAAAAGAGGAUAAGGAAGUCGAAGACAACAAAAUGUCUUUUGAAGACCUAAGAAAGCGGGCUAGACAGCUCGAAAGUGAAAUAGAUAUGAAAUUGGUGUCCUUUAGCAGGAUAGCAGCAAGUUAUGGAUCCAAUGCGGCUAACAACACUAACAGCGAGACAGUGGCCCUUUUGUCCGGAGACCAAAUGUAUGAGACUAUUUCUGUGGAGCUUGAGCAGCUAUUGGCAUCACUAACAGACGUAAAUGAGAGAAUGAACAAUUGUACCCAUGGGUCGAAUGUUGCAACGAUACACACCUUGCAGCGGCAUAGAGAUAUUCUCCAGGACUACACCCAUGAAUUCCAGCGUACCAACAAUGCCAUUACUGCAAGACAGGAACGUGAGCAAUUACUAGGUGGAGGAAGGAACGAUGGUAAGACUCUGGCUGGAUUAUCCCGACGUGACUUGUACAUUAAGGAAGCUGAACAUAUGAACAAUUCUGAACGCAUGGUUGAUGAGCAAAUUUCUAUUGCUGUGGAAACCAGAGAUCAUCUCAAAAGCCAGCGGGAAGCUUUCAAGAUGAUACAGACCAAAGUUAAUGAUCUAUCCAAUAGGUUUCCUCUUAUCAAUACACUUAUGACUAAAAUUAAUAUCCGAAAAAGACGUGAUAGUCUUAUCCUUGGAACUGUGAUUGGACUUUGUCUAACCUUUAUGCUGUGGUGGAUGUUUUUCUAGCAACUGCAUUCCAUAUGACCGGAGAUAAAUGUGUAAUGAUAUGCAUUAAAGUUUUUUAAUAGUUGCUGCAUUGAAAUAGGCAUUGAUAAGUCUGCAUGUAUAACAUUUUAUAACUUAAUAUACACAGUUUUAUUGUGAGCAUGAUGUAAAUUGUUAAUUGGAAAUAUUAUUGUAUAAACUAUUGAGAUAGAUAUCAAUACAUAAUGGUCAAAUUCUGUACAGAGGACUUUAUGUGAAGUAUACAAAUAAGAUUGAUAUAUAGCAGGGUUUGAUCAACAUUUUGAGUUGUUUUUAUCAAACACUUAUAAGUGUUUUGUAUUUUACUUUUUGUAUUCAUGUGCAUUUCAUUUGAAACUCACAUAUACAAUAGUUAAAGCAUGUAUGUUUUUUUUUUUUUUUUUUUUUUUUUUUUUUUGUAUUUUCUCCAGUUAAGACAAAUACAUAUACAGAAAGCAGAGCUGUAAGUAUAUUUGUAAAGUGAACAGUAUCCAGAAUUUUCAAAAGGAUAGCCAGUACACAGUAUGCUUUUGAGGUUGAUAUAUAUUUCUAGUAUUAUUUCUCAAGGAAAAUGUGUUUAGACUUGCUCUUUUCUUAAUCAUUGAGUUGUGAAAGGUUUGUGUGAAUUCAGAUAAAAAACAAAUGCCUCUUUUAUGCUUCAAGAUGUUUAAGAUAAUUUUUCUUACAGAGAUGAUACAUUAAAAACAGUAGAUUCUGAAUAAGGAUGAAGUGACUUGCACCAGUAUGUGAUGUUUAUCAUUUUUUAUGUCAAAUUAUUCACAUUUUCUUUAUUUUAGAGGUUUUUGUUUGGCAGUGAAUAAAUUGAGCACAAAGAGUUAAGGAGAAUUCACACAUAUAGAGUAGAUUUCUCUUGUGUGAGGGAGAAUAAUAUUCAUUUUAAUCCUUUGUAUGCAGAUAUAGGUACUAUCCAUUGUGGAUUUUAUUACUCACAAAUGGCCCUACAAGUUUUCAGCCACCAGGGAGCCAAUUAGUAGCCCAACAUAACCUUGGCUGAUUUCCCCAUUCCUUGAAUUUUCAGGAUUUUUCUUAUGUUUAAGGCUGUUAAAAUUGAUACUGAUAUUAUUAUUAUUGACGUUAUCAUUAUUAUAAUGUUAUUAAAAGACUAAUUGCAGUAAAAAGUAAAAUAGAAUCUUUCUGAAAAUCAAGGAGAUGGGUAAGUGAGAUAGGUAGGACUAGUAAUUGACUCCUUAGUAACUAAGUUCUUGGAGCCAUAUAUGUGUAAACAAAAUAAUUAAAUUAAAAUUACAGUUUUGUUUGCAGUAUUUGAGACUUGAAUGUUCAUAUAUAAUACUAAAAUUUGAGUGCUUAUGAAGGUUCAGAACUCUUAUUUGUGUAAGGAGUGCCAUUUUGAUUUUUACAUUUUUCAUGAAUAACAAAAAUUAUACACUUUGUUACUAAAUGUUAUUUAUUCAAAUGCUGAAAAUCAUUUAUCUAUGUGGUAAUUUGUGUACAAAAAUGCUAAAAUAUUAUUUAUCUAUAUAGAAAUGUGUGUAAAAGAAUAUCUAUCAGUGUAGAAACAUGUGUACAUGAAUAAAUCAGUUUCCAGUUUUAUGUGAUAAUUCAGAUUCUGUUUAUGUUUUCCAUUAGAUUUAUUACUGACAUUGUGCUAUUACUAUUUUGGUAAGUUUGUUAUUUGAUUAUAUAUGAUUAAAGUAAAACUUACUUUUA